CUUGUCAAACACGCCGACUCAAUCCACGGUGACAAAUCCGUCCGCUAAAUAAUACGGAGUACGUUAUCCGAUAAUAAUUGCUAAAUGGCAAACACCUCCAAAAUAAAAAUAAAACUAAAGAAAAGUUUGCUUACACAAAAAGAAUAAGAGAUAAAUAAAUCAAUAAAAAAGAAAAGGGCAAAUAAAUGUUUCUAGGACGUCGUCAUCAUAUGGGGCCCACGUAGACUUUGAUGGCAGCAUGAUGUUGGUCGGCCAUAUACGUAAGACAGCAACCCAUCCCAACCCGAAUCUUCAUUCCCCGAUCCACAAAAAUUCUAACCAGCGUUCAUUAACCACCAAGGUUUGAUUAACGCUAACAACGAGACAAGGAUUCGUGGGUCUGCUUUGCCACUAAUAUCAACCGCCCAAGGCACAUCAAAUGAUCAAAAUCUUGAUUAUUGUGAAAAAAAUAUACACGGCCCUUGUCUAAUCGUUGAUUAAGUCAUACCGCCUUCUGACACAUUGCGGCAUAGGUGGGGAGAUUUAUAAAGCGAGCUCUUAUUAUCUUUUCCAAUUCUGAGACGGAAAUUAAAACCACAAAUCAAAAUUUCAAAUUAUGCCUUCUAAACAACGCAUAUUAUAUCGUACGACCAGUAAGGAAGCGAGCAGCAGUACUCUUCUUCGUCGGAUCUGAAGGCGCUCUUCCUUAGUCGAACUACAGAGGCGGAAAAUGAAUAAGAUGAGUCGGGAUAGAGCACCAACAGCAGACUCGAGCUAAUGAAAAAGUAGAUGAGUUACAUCUUAAUGUACGCGAGUUACAUAUUAAUAUACGCGAGUUCCAUCUUAAUGUAUGUGAGUUACACCACGAAAUAAACUCCAACUAUAUCAUUUUUAUUGCCCUAAUAUUAAAAAUAAAACAUAUUCACUAUUUAUAAAGAAGUAAUUAAGCUAUUAGGAUCAAUUUUUUAUUGUUUACAUUGAAAUCAAUAUUUUUUUCGUAUACUAUGUAUUUGAUAAGUUACAUCUCGAACGCACUUGAGUUACAUUGAUCAAUAACGCGAGUUACAUAUCUUUACACGCGACUUACAUCAUUCAUGCGACUGGGAUAAGAAAACAACUACAGUACACGUGUGUACUGUUCACGCGUGUACUGCUCACACGAUUUUUUUUUUAAUUGUGCAAAACUACAUCAUUUUUUGGAGUGGAGUAUCAUGCUCAAGGUACGCCUGUUGCACCGUAUACGAACUGUCUAAAUAAUGAGGAGUGAUAAAAAACAUAUUAAUGAUGUUCUGCUUAGAUUCGAGUUUUAUGGUCCAAUCGGGUUUGAUCAGAUAAAUGUUUGAUCAUUUUGUAUUUUUCAAAUGUCGAAAUUUAGUCGCGCACCGAACCCUAGCAAUCGGUGGCGUCGAUCCUUGACCAAGAUCAAUCGAUUGAGGCGUCGCACCAGUGGGAAGGGUUGCGAUGAGACCAGCGCCUUAUGAGAGGGGAUGCGCUGAAGGAAGGCAGGGUGUUCGAGAACUAAAUUAGCAACAAAGAAACUGCGGUCGUCUCUAGGAUCUUCCUAGGAGUUUUCCCGGUGGUGGCUCCGGUCACCUGACUCAGCUAGUCCCUGCGGCAUCCCCGUCGACUGAAGAACAGAAAAAGAUGAGCGUACUCAGUUGGAUUUGCAGAGGUCUGCGAAGCCCGGUAACAUUCCAGUGCUUUGCCAGUGGCGGCGGUCUCGUACGGGUGAAAGAAGACGAAGAGGUGUUGAUACGCCCCCCUCCCGAAACGCCGCCAUGGACGAAUUGUGCAACUAGGGUUUUGAAGACUAUUUCUACUUUUGAUUUAGCUUGGUUGUGUUCUUACUUUGAUUUUUAUGUUGUUUUGUUGGUGAUGUACAUUUAUUUUUGCCAGACUCUUGCAUUAAGUUGGGGUGGUGAGAGGUUUACUCUAACCACGUUAGGCUUAUUUAGACCCAUUACAGGAUCAGCGAGCCAUAUUGCUUUAUUUUGGGUGAUUAACUCUAAGUCUGGUUCAAGAUUCGGUGGUUGGAAGUGAUCUUUUUACUUUCUUGUUUCCUUGGUGAAUGUUUUGAUAUCGAUUUAAAGUCGCCUUGUUCCAAA
This is a messenger RNA of Cuscuta europaea, 2084 nucleotides long. The record is from the annotation of a GenBank genome assembly. Lineage: Eukaryota; Viridiplantae; Streptophyta; Magnoliopsida; Solanales; Convolvulaceae.